Messenger RNA from Parasteatoda tepidariorum (common house spider), 592 nucleotides. RefSeq lists its product as uncharacterized. Lineage: Eukaryota; Metazoa; Arthropoda; Arachnida; Araneae; Theridiidae. Gene Ontology annotation, molecular function: Notch binding; calcium ion binding. The record is from RefSeq and is a predicted model, not a curated record.
UCAGUUAAAACUGGAUGCGAGGACUACGGAGGGAAAGAGGCGUGUCAAAAGAAAGGAAAAUUCUUUACUUGCAAUAAUGACAAACUAAAUGCCUCCAAAUACUCAUGUGACUGUCUCCCUGGGUACAAAAUGGAGAAAGAAAAAUGCAUUGUUAAAACUGGAUGCGAGGACUACGGAGGGAAAGAGGCGUGUCAAAAGAAAGGAGAAUUCUUUACUUGCAAUAAUGACAAACUAAAGGCCUCCAAAUACUCGUGCGACUGUCUCCCGGGGUACAAAAUGGAGGAAGAAAAAUGCAUUGUUAAAACUGGAUGCGAGGACUACGGAGGGAAAGAGGCGUGUCAAAAGAAAGGAAAAUUCUUUACUUGCAAUAAUGACAAACUAAAUGCCUCCAAAUACUCAUGUGACUGUCUCCCUGGGUACAAAAUGGAGAAAGAAAAAUGCAUUGUUAAAACUGGAUGCAAGGACUACGGAGGGAAAGAGGCGUGUCAAAAGAAAGGAAAAUUCUUUACUUGCAAUAAUGACAAACUAAAUGACUCCAAAUACUCGUGCGACUGUAUCUCUGGGUACAAAAUUGAGAAAGAAAAAUGCAUUG